AUGCCCACCAUCGCCGCCACCCGCAACCUGCCACCACUGCCGCCACCCAGAAGGCCAUCGUUGCUGUCACCCACCUGUCACCGUUGCCACCCACUGCCGCCUCCACCACGACCAACCACCACCGUCGCCGCCACCCACCUGGCACCGUUUCCACCCAUUGUCGCCUCUGCCACGACCAACCAUCGCCGCCGCCACCACCACUCGCCGCCGCUGCCACCCACCCGCCACCGUUGCCACCCACUGCCGCCUCCGCCGCGACCAACCACCACCUCCGCUGCCAUUACCACUCAGUGCCGCCACCCACCACUAUCGUCGUCGCCACCACCCGCCACCGCCACUACCACCACUAGCCAGCGCUGCCACCAAUCACCACCGCCACACACCACCAACGCUCGCCGCCGUCACCACCCACCAAUCGCCACCACCCGCAACCUGCCACCAUCACCUCCGCCGCCUCCCACCCGCCAUUGCCUCCACCUCCACGGCCACCAACCACCACGACUCACCAUCGAUUUUAUUUCAUUCGUCUUUUUUUUGCCUACCAACAAUACACGAAAAAUGACAACAACAAUCACCAAGUUUGCUCACUUACAAAUCCCACUUGAAGACGUAGUAAAGGCCACCGACAAUUUUCAUCAUGAUAACAUCAUCGGACGCGGUGGAUUGGGACAUGUAUACAAAGGACAACUCCAGCGGUCCGGGGAGUUGAUCAAGAUUUCUGUGCUGAGGUUAGAUAGUAAGCACGGUGGAGGAAUCGUCGAGUUCUGGACCGAAGUUUCAAUGCUUUCUGAUCUCAAGCAUCCAAAUAUAGUCUCUAUUGUUGGAUUUUGUGAUGAAAAAGAUGAGAAGAUCAUCGUAACCAUGUAUGAGGCCAAAAACGGAAGUCUCAAGGAGCAUCUAAACAACCCGAACCUCACAUGGAUGCAAAGAUUGAAGAUAUGUGUUGGCGUGGCUCGCGCGUUGAGUUACCUCCAUUAUGACCAGAGCCGUGGUUAUGGUGUUAUACAUCUUAACAUCAACAGCUCGACAAUUUUAUUAAACGAGAACUGGGAACCCAAGUUAUCCGGUUUUAAAGUUUCCAUCAAACAAUCGCUUAACCGAAUGGACCAUGUCAUCCUUUCUGAACCUAUUGGCACAAUAGGGUAUUUGGACCCAUAA
This is a messenger RNA of Helianthus annuus (common sunflower), 1158 nucleotides long. Its product is annotated as probable receptor-like protein kinase At1g30570. Gene Ontology annotation, molecular function: transmembrane receptor protein tyrosine kinase activity; ATP binding. The record is from RefSeq and is a predicted model, not a curated record. Lineage: Eukaryota; Viridiplantae; Streptophyta; Magnoliopsida; Asterales; Asteraceae. The transcript has 2 exons. The coding region runs from base 1 to 1158 and encodes 385 amino acids. Gene Ontology annotation, cellular component: plasmodesma; plasma membrane. Gene Ontology annotation, biological process: protein autophosphorylation.